CGGGCGCUUCUUUCCCUCACACAGACGCGCUUCAGCUUCCAGUGAGGGAAACUUACUUUAGACUCCUGUUUCUGACAGAAAAAUUCAAACAUUCCCACUGAACUAUAAAAAAAAUUAAGAUAAAACUGCACAAGGAAUCUGACGGACUCAAAACUGAAGCGCCUUCACCAAAUGGAGCCAAUAACGCCGGAAUACGUCGACUCCUAUGAGUACUAUGACGAUAACGAGACUGCGUGCGACUACUCAGAGUGGGAGCCGUCUUAUUCUCUCAUUCCCGUGCUGUACAUGCUCAUUUUCAUCCUCGGUCUCUCCGGGAACGGCGUGGUUAUCUUCACUGUCUGGCGUUCGAAAUCCAAACGGCGCGCGGCAGACAUUUACAUCGGCAACCUUGCGCUCGCGGACCUGACGUUCGUCAUCACUCUGCCGCUGUGGGCUGUGUACACCGCGCUGGGUUACCACUGGCCGUUCGGCGUGGCCCUCUGCAAGAUCAGCAGCUAUGUGGUGCUCGUCAACAUGUACGCAAGCGUCUUCUGUCUGACCUGCCUGAGUUUUGACCGCUACCUUGCCAUCGUCCACUCUCUGUCCAGCGGGCGGCUCCGGUCCCGGGCCACCAUGCUGGCGUCACUGGGUGCCAUCUGGUUCCUCUCGUGCCUGCUGGCCGUGCCAACUCUCCUGUUUCGCACUACGGUGGAUGACGCCGGGAGCAACCGCACCACCUGUGCGAUGGACUUCAGGCUGGUCACUCUCAAUCGGCAUCACGAAUCCCUUUGGAUUGCAGGUCUGAGCCUUUCGUCCUCCGCUCUUGGUUUUCUCCUGCCUUUCUUGGCCAUGACUGUCUGCUACUGCUUCAUCGGCUGCACGGUCACCCGGCAUUUCAGCCACCUGCGCAAGGAAGACCAGAAGAAGCGUCGUCUCCUGAAGAUCAUCACUACCUUGGUGGUGGUUUUUGCUUUCUGCUGGACACCUUUCCAUGUGCUGAAAAGCAUGGAUGCACUGUCAUAUCUAGACCUGGCGCCCACCUCGUGUGGCUUCCUUAACUUUCUGCUUCUGGCUCAUCCGUACGCCACGUGCCUGGCGUACGUCAACAGCUGCCUCAACCCGUUCCUCUAUGCCUUCUUUGACCUGCGCUUCCGCUCGCAGUGCCUGUGUCUGCUGAACCUGAAGAAGGCCAUGCAUGGGCACAUGAGCUCCAUGUCUUCAACUCUCAGCGCCCAGACUCAAAAGUCGGAGGUGCAGUCACUGGCCACCAAAGUGUGAGAGAACGAAAUGAGAAGAACAGAAAACAUGAAGAAAACAAACUUUGGGUUAAGGGGUCAAAAAGGUGGGAAUCUAUUGACGGCUGGUCCGUUCUGAUGUGGUGAACUGAUGGACUUAUGAUGGAGAACAUAUUGCUCCAUGUUUGUAAAUAACACUCAUAGUUUUGUGUACUCUACUGUAUUCAUGAAUGAAUUGCUGGAAUGAUGUGACUGCGUGUAUGCAUGUGUGAAUUUAUGUUAGCUGACAUCUAUUCGUCGACUUUGACACACUCAAAACACGCACACACAGAACUAUUCAAGCAAACGGGUCAGUUUUCUCAAAAACAUUUAAACUGACCACAACGAUGCUGCACUGAGGAUGAACUUGCUUGUGCUGCUGUAAGAGUGUGUGACUGUGAAGCGUAUAUACACUGGUGUAGAGAUGCAAAUUGUACAGUAUUUUCAUACUAUUUUUUUCCUGCUAAUUUGCUAUGUUCAGAAAUGUGUUCAGUAUUUUUAGCACUUGUUAAGAGGAGAUAUAAAAUUGAUAAAUUUUUGUUAAACUCCCUGAUGUGAAUGUGUGUUUUUUUAUCAGUGUGUGUGUGUGUGUGUGUGUUCCAGUGCAAAGGUAAUGCUGGUUGAUUAGAUAGUAUAAAGUGCAGACAGAGAGUCGGGGUUUGGAGGGGUGGGCAGACAGACAGAUGGCUGGUGACAAAAAAAAAGGAAGAAGAGGUCAAAUUUGGGGGUGUAAAUGGAUUUAAAUUCAUGAAAUUAUGUUAUAUUUUUGAAAUUUCUGUAACUAACUACUGCUACUGUAUUAAAUAUGUUUCUUAAAUACAA
Carassius carassius (crucian carp) is the source of this 2075-nucleotide messenger RNA. RefSeq names its product apelin receptor A-like. The record is from RefSeq and is a predicted model, not a curated record. The transcript has a single exon. Lineage: Eukaryota; Metazoa; Chordata; Actinopteri; Cypriniformes; Cyprinidae. Gene Ontology annotation, molecular function: G protein-coupled receptor activity. Bases 172 to 1257 code for a protein of 361 amino acids. Gene Ontology annotation, cellular component: membrane. Gene Ontology annotation, biological process: immune response; G protein-coupled receptor signaling pathway.